GAAGGCCACAAGAAGAGGAGGAGGAGUUUUGUUUACAUGUGGACCAGCAAGAUUUGAAGGGAGAGGAAGAAAAUGCAUUAACACCUUCACAAAGCACCUAAUAUUACCUUCCAUAUAACCUUACGUACGUAGAGAAGUCCAGGAACCAGAUGAUCAGAGUAAAACAGGAAUGCCAAAAGGAAGGAGGAAUAGUCAUGUAACCUAACCCUCCCCCAAGAAGAGUAAACCAACCCAAAAGAGAGAAACUAAUAUCACUUUUAUCCAACAGCUAGAAGAAAAAAAAGAAUGCAGGAAGUAUGAGGAAAGAAUAGCCAUGUAACACGCCUCAAAGAGAGAAGAUUAAACAAAAACUCAAACCAAGAUAGAAGAACAAAAACAAACAAACCGAUCAUCUCCAACAACUAAACAAGAACACAAAAAGAGGAAGAAAAUAUGAAGGAAGAAUAGCCAUGUAACACGCCUCAAAGAUAGAAGAUUAAACAAAAACUCAAACCAAGAAAGAAUAACAGAAAAAAACAAAUUGAUUAACUCCAACAACUAAAACAAGAACACAAAAAGAGGAAGGAAUAUGAGGGAAGAAUAGCCAGAAGAAGAACUAACCAAAACUGUAACCAACCAAGAAAUAAGAGUAAACAGGGCAACCCAACCUCUCCCCUUCCCCCCCACCACCGCCAUGAGGAUCAGCUGUGAGGUACAAGUCAACAACCGGCGCAUGAUGACCCUGGGCUCGGCGGGGCGGCGGCGGGGCAGCCAGUCCACCCUAGGCAUCGGCCACGCCCCGGGUGCCCCCGCCCACCUGGACAACCUGUUUGUUCACCUGUGCACUGCCCAGAACAAGCAGGGAACCAAAUACAAGGUGUCAGGCAACAUCGAGGCCGUCUUCACCAAGUUCGUCAGCGAGGGCAAGUUCACCAUCCGCUUCAAGGAGCCCGAGGAGGACCUGUCUGUCAAGGCCGACCCCGUGCUGGCCAAGAGCUUCCUGCACACAUUGAAGGCCGGGCUAGCCAACCGUAACCUGGAGAAGCUGCACCUCUCGAAUCUGUGCCCGGCCAAAAGCACACAGCUGGAGAAACCACGCACCAGGCUGGCCAUCACCAAGCGCUCCGACUACCCCCUCGCCACGGGCUUCCCUCGCACCCUGGAGGAGCUGAGGAUCAACAAAAUCCAGCUGAGUCGCAUUGAGGCACGCAUAGUCAAGCUGCCGCGCCUUCACACCCUGGACCUUGGCUUGAACCAGGUGUCCGUCCUACCCAUCGGCUUAGGGUCCAUGUCCUCCCUCACCCACCUGGACCUGCGGGAGAACCACCUGUCCGCCAUCCCCGCCCAGGUGUUUGCCGGGAGCCUGAGGAACACGCUGGUUUCCCUCGACCUGGCGCAGAACCUGCUGACGUACCUGCCCCACACCAUCACCAGCCUCCACAACCUCCUCACGCUGCGCCUCGACGGGAACAGACUCAUCAAGCUCCCGCUCUCCCUUGGCAAGCUCACCAACCUCAGGUGUCUCUCCGUGAGCAACAACAAGCUCAUAGAUUUGCCGGCAUCCGUGCGGCGGCUGCGUCUCAACAUGCUGGAGGUGUGCGAAAACCCCUUCACCACACCCCUGGGCAUCGUGGAGGACCGCCUGGCACACACCACCAUCAGGGGGCCGCCCAGCCUCAGGGAGAUAGUGGCGAGGGUGUGCGUGAAGAAGAGCCUCAGACCCAGCCCAGCAGACAUCCCCGCCACACUCGUCCAGUACCUCGAGGGCUACACCCACUGCCUGUGUGGCCGGCCGUGCUUUGAGUCCCACCUUCUGGCCGUGGUGCCCCUGGACCUGGAGCGCCUGUCCACCUCCAUCGUGGUGAAGCAGGUGUUCCGCUCCACCGUCCCCGCCAUGGCCGCCCUCUGCUCCCAACGCUGCUGGGAGAUGUCCAGGAAGAGGUGAUGGGGGAUGAGGAAUGGGGGUGUGAUGGGUGAUGGGGGUGGGGGGUGUUGGUCUUGCUAUAGCCGUGUCGCCUGUGACUGAGGUGUGCAUUAUUGCGCUCUAAUGACCUGCUGUCACUCGGAGUGCUUGUGUUCGUGGAUAAUGAAUGACAACCUACACUUGGGAAAUAGUUGUCAGUAUCAGUUCUUUGCAGACUGCAGUAACGAAUAUCCUGAAUCAUGAAUUUCAGAUAAUUAAUUAUGACACAAGCAGGAGCUUUGUUAUACUUUGCCUGCAGUGCCAGGGGUGUUUAAUAUUUAUAAUGAGUGGUGUUAUAAAUGAGCAAAACAGCAGCCUGUGACAUUAAUUUCAAACUCAGAAGCAACCCAAAUUGACAGCACUCAUCAUUGUCUCAUGCAUGUUGUUGAUACUGGCAGCCAUUUCCUGUGUGCAGGCAGCAGUGGUGGGCACGGUUCCGCUAACCGCUAAAUAGCGAAGCUAACUUUUCGUUAGCUAAUUAGCGGUUUUGCUAACUUUUGAAACGGUUAGCGGACCAAUUAGCUUCCUCUAAGUGUAGUUCCUCCUCCGCUAACUUUAAGUCCACUAAAAAAUCAUACAGGUUUGUUCUUGACCGUUGUGGGCGGACGCAGCACCAGUUGAGCCACAUGGCGCAAUAAUUCCAGGGCUUCCACUUUUGGGUAAAUUACGCCUCAAAGUUGAGUAACUGGACAAUUAUUAGGGAAACUUUUUGGUAUUUUAGGGUAAUGCAUCUUUCAUUUCCAACUCUUUGAACUCGGAAUUUAAUUACAUAUUUAAUUUCAGGAGACUAGGUCUGUAUUUAAGGAUUUUAGAGCCAAAAUACUAAACCAAAGCUAAAUCCAUAUAAAAAGUUAGCUGUUAGCGGUUAGCGGUGCCCACCACUGGCAGGCUGUCACGUAUUAUCUUGAAAUCAGACGUGCCGUGUGCCAGCAGGUUGCCAGAGCACGAUAAUGCUCACCCCAGACUUGGGUGCCAUGACUACAGUGAAGAGGUUUUUGUGCGUGAUUAGAUUUUUAAUCUUUUUUACGUAUUAUUUUCACUUUUCAUUAUUCAUUUCUUUUUGUUGCCUUAUUCUCUUUAUUUUUCUUCAUUUUUUCCUUCCUCUUAUUUCUUUAUUUUAUUUAGUCUUUUUUUAGCUUUUGCAAUUUGUCAAGGACCGGAAUUGCCUGUUUUGCAGUAAGGGUCUGGUAACAGUGUGUGUGUACCUGUGAUAGACGUGUGAGUAGAUUUUAAAUUUUUAACUUAUUUUCAUUUUCAUUCAUCAUUUUCCGUCAUUUCUUUAUUCUAUUCAGUGGUUUUAGUUUUGACCCUUUCACUACGGCCGGGCCAAAACAGCGCCCCGCAUCGUAUCCGGGAUCGCUGUGCGCGCCAAAUUUCAAAUGUCACUAUUGAAUAUAACAAGUUUUCAGCCAUAAACUCAACAUAAUCAUCAUGUAUUAUAUAUGAAAACAUGCAGGAUUAAAUGGUGCACAUAAAGAAACAUAAAUUAAUUGAUAAUUUUGAGAUGUAAGCAUAAAUAUAGAGAUAAAAUAACUCGUAUAUUGGCUAAAGCGAGCCAGGACGCAGUAUGCACGUCCUCGGAUAUGGUACGGGGCACGCAAGGCACAGUAUACGCAUCCUCGUGUUGAAGGGGUUAAUGUGCCAUCUUUUUCUUUACCAGUGAAAUUUUGAUUACUGGAGUUUUACUGUAUUAUUUAUUAUUGUAUUAGGUUCUAGCAUUAUACAUAAGGCAUUUUUUUUUGUGAGUGUGUGUGUGUGUGAGUGUGUGCUACUCUAAUAUUUUCCAAGUCAAUCACCGUUUUGUUUCUCAUUUCUCAUUAUCAUUCUAUUAAGUCAGUGUCAUAUCCUGUCACCCAUCUCUUAGUCCUAAUCAUUGCACACCCUCAACCCAACACAACUAAAGUCCGUAUUCUUAAACAUAUCAACACCUCAGUUCGCCAGGUCGUCAAGCCUCAUGUCGAAGUUGCAGGGCUUUCCGUGGACUGUUUCUUGAUCCCAGUGAUAGUUUUACACGUCCUCUGCACCAUGAACGGGAAAACACCAAUGGAAACCUGGUUAAUCUGUGGCCUUGGGAAAUCAGUCGAUAUUUUUAACCCAGUAGCUGCGGGGAUCAUGUUUCUCAAAGGCCCCCUCUAAGCGAGAAAAAUGAGAAAAAUCAUCACUCACGCAAACUGUUUCACAAUAUAUAUCAAUGCAUAUGUGAUCAGUUUAUGCAUCAUCUAUUUUUUGGGGUUUAUAUCAUGGCGAAAAUUUGGACCAUUGCUGCUACAUGGUAAAGCCACAAAUUUGGCCCGUCGCUGGUACAUGAUAAAGCCACAAAUUUGGCCCGUCACUGGUACACGGUAAAGCCACAAAUUGG
Messenger RNA from Eriocheir sinensis (Chinese mitten crab), 4301 nucleotides. RefSeq names its product leucine-rich repeat protein 1-like (gene Lrr47). NCBI's taxonomy places the organism in Eukaryota, Metazoa, Arthropoda, Malacostraca, Decapoda, Varunidae. The coding region runs from base 674 to 1924 and encodes 416 amino acids. The transcript is spliced from 8 exons. The record is from RefSeq and is a predicted model, not a curated record. Gene Ontology annotation, molecular function: protein binding.